AUGAGUACGAUAACUACAGUAGAAACGGUGACUAAAGAUAUCGAAAAGGAGGUGGAAGAAAACUCCAUAGACUCUGAAAUGGGACAAAACUGUCCCAAUAGCUCAACCCAAAAGUCAGUAACGUGGGACCAAAACACAAUUGAUAAUGAAAAUAUGAAUAAAAGGAGCAGCAAAAGUUGCUGUAUUUUUACCGGUAAAAAAGGUUCAAAAACACCGGAUUCUGAUAAAGAAACGGAUAGUGAUUCUGAUACAUCUGAAGAUACAAACUGCGAUAGUCAUUAA
Theileria annulata is the source of this 282-nucleotide messenger RNA. RefSeq lists its product as uncharacterized. Gene Ontology annotation, molecular function: protein phosphatase 1 binding; protein serine/threonine phosphatase inhibitor activity. NCBI's taxonomy places the organism in Eukaryota, Apicomplexa, Aconoidasida, Piroplasmida, Theileriidae. Gene Ontology annotation, cellular component: nucleus. The coding region runs from base 1 to 282 and encodes 93 amino acids. The record is from RefSeq and is a predicted model, not a curated record. The transcript has 2 exons.